Molecule: messenger RNA, 951 nt
Organism: Nicotiana tabacum (common tobacco)
Lineage: Eukaryota; Viridiplantae; Streptophyta; Magnoliopsida; Solanales; Solanaceae
Product: serine/threonine-protein phosphatase 7 long form homolog
Biological process (GO): meristem maintenance; meristem development
Source: RefSeq, a predicted model, not a curated record
AUGGACUUGUCGCCUGUGCAUCCUGGACCAGCCGCAGAUAAGAUAUUAGUGAUACAGGACGACCAUAGGUCCGCCUAUGUAUGGGAGGGACAUCUAUUGGAUCAGACUCUCCGCGCUAGGAGACCAGAUGACUUGUGGAACUUUUUGAGGGAGAGAGAUUUCCAUGCCCGCGUAGUCCAUCCCCUGCGUGCUACGAGCUUCCUAAGGAUUUAUGAGAUUGGGCGGAUGAAGCUCGACUGGUCUCUCAUCACGACGUUGAUAGAGCGGUGGCGACCGAAGACACACACUUUUCACCUGCCCACUAGAGAGGCCACUAUCAUGCUUCAGGAUAUUCAGGUUUUAUAUGGGCUGCGUGUAGAUGGACUGGCCGUUGCACUGCCCCAAUAUAUGAUAGCUAUGACGCGUUCCCAUUAUUUAGAUUUGCUAGGGCAGUAUACUGGUUUCAGACCACAGGGUGAGGCUGCACUUAGAGGGGGCAGUCGCAUUUCUGUGACGACUAUCAGAGAGUAUAUGGAGGUAUUGCACCCCGACAUUACCGGCGAGACAGAGGAUAUCCAUAUUGACUGGUACACGAGGUUGGCGUUGUUCUUUCUUUUUGGGGGUGUAUUGUUCCCAAAUACUUCGGAAAAUCUAGUGAGUCUGUGCUUUCUGCAUCAUCUGCAACAGCUAGAUGAGUUACCCCAGUACACCUGGGGUGCAACUGUUCUAGCAUACCUGUACAGGAGUUUGGGCAUGGCAGCAGAUCUUGCCGUUGCAGCCACCUCUACCACCACUAGAGUCGGGUGUAGAACCUCUGUUUCUCCCUCUAGCUACGAGUAUUAUUUGAUAGUUCAUUUGGACGCCAUACAACGACGAGUUGCUAGCUCAUCUGCCCGAUUAUUGCUCGGUCGACCGACUGCUUUGGAGCACUUCCGUCCUGAUGAUGUGCCUCGAUAUGGUGGAUCAUCAUGA